Molecule: messenger RNA, 1733 nt
Organism: Caenorhabditis elegans
Lineage: Eukaryota; Metazoa; Nematoda; Chromadorea; Rhabditida; Rhabditidae
Gene: cyp-29A2
Product: Cytochrome P450
Exons: 5
Coding region: 159-1670 (503 amino acids)
Source: RefSeq, marked reviewed
AUUUCUGAUACAUUAACUACGAUAAUAGUUGUGCACGCUGUGGUCAUUUGAUUAACUUUUUUUCCUGUUGCAGCAGUUCGCGAGUAUAUAACCUGUCUUUAACUGAUAAAUCGUUUGCAUUGGUCGUUUGAAGGAAACAACAAUACGCUUUCCAAAAAAUGACCAUAUUCAUUCCUAUUUCUAUUGCCAUAAUUCUGGCAUAUCUUGCCACAUGGAUUCCUACACUCUUGAAAUACAAAAGACAUUGGCAAUAUGGAAGUAAACUACCUGGUCCUCCCGCACAUCCAAUUUUCGGCAAUCUUGGACCAAUAGUUGGCAAGAAAACUGAAGAUUUGCCAUCGGUUUUCAUUAACUGGGCGGCCGAACAACGAGAUCAGGGACAUUCAGUUAUGAGAGUCAUGAUUCUGGGAAAAGUUUACGCAUGGCCAUUGAAUGGAAAAGCAGCUGCUGCAAUUAUUGAUUCAACAACUGAAACAAAUAAAGGAGAUGACUAUAGAUUUUUUGAUCCAUGGCUUGGUGGCGGACUACUUUUAGAGGGAUAUGGUGAACGAUGGAAAAGUCACAGAAAAAUGUUAACUCCAGCAUUUCAUUUUGCCAAGUUGGGUGGUUACUUUGAAGUUUUCAAUAAUGAAUCCAAGAUUCUUAUUGAUCUUUUGAGUGAUUUCUCUGCUUCUGGAGAAACUGUCGAUAUCUUCCCGUAUGUCAAGCGUUGCGCUUUGGAUAUCAUUUCUGAGACUGCAAUGGGAAUUAAAAUUGAUGCUCAAAUAAAUCAUGAUCAUAAGUAUGUGCAAGCUGUAGAAGGAUAUAACAAAAUUGGAGUUUUAGUUUCAUUUAAUCCUCACCUGAAGAAUCAAUUCAUUUUUUGGGCAACUGGGUAUAAAGCUCAAUAUGAUGAUUAUUUAAGUACUCUAAAAAGUAUGACGGAAAAAGUUAUCAAAGAACGAAGAGCUGCUCAUGAUUCCGGAGAAGUUGAAAAGGAGACAUCCAAGAGAAUGAUGAACUUUUUGGAUUUAAUGUUGAGUAUGGAGGAGUCGAAUCAAUUAACUUCUGAAGAUAUUCGUCAAGAAGUUGAUACAUUUAUGUUUGCUGGUCACGAUACAACAACAUCUUCUACUUCAUGGGCUUGUUGGAAUUUAGCUCAUAAUCCGAAUGUUCAAGAAAAAGUGUACAAAGAGAUGAUUGAGGUGUUUGGAGAUGAUCCAAAUACAGAUAUUACACUGGAAAAUGUGAAUAAUCUGAACUAUUUGGAUAUAGUUCUCAAGGAAUCAAAACGAAUUAUCGCACCAGUUCCUGCACUUCAAAGAAAAUUAACAAAUGAUUUAGAAAUUGAUGGAUACAUAGUUCCCGCUGGUGGCAAUGUGACAAUAUCUCCAAUGGUUCUUCACAGCAAUCAUCACGUGUUCAAAAAUCCAACAGAAUUCAAUCCUGACAGAUUUCUUCCGGAUGAAGUUUCAAAGAGACAUCCGUAUGAUUUUAUGCCUUUCUUGGCUGGUCCUCGUAAUUGUAUUGGCCAAAAGUUUGCGCAACUAAAUGAGAAAGUAAUGAUUUCUCAUAUUGUUCGAAACUUCAAAAUUGAACCAACUCUGAAAUAUAAUGACACAAAACCAUGUCUGGAAGUGGUAACAAAACCAUCGAAUGGGAUUCCAGUUCGAUUAAUUCGCAGAAACUAGAGCAUCGUUCAGUUACCUGUAUAUUUUCACAUUUUUAAAUAAACGAUUUUACCUAAAAACCAA